Messenger RNA from Toxorhynchites rutilus septentrionalis, 963 nucleotides. RefSeq names its product dynein axonemal light chain 1-like. Bases 315 to 875 code for a protein of 186 amino acids. NCBI's taxonomy places the organism in Eukaryota, Metazoa, Arthropoda, Insecta, Diptera, Culicidae. Gene Ontology annotation, cellular component: cytoplasm. The transcript is spliced from 5 exons. The record is from RefSeq and is a predicted model, not a curated record. Gene Ontology annotation, molecular function: protein kinase binding.
UUUUAUAGAUCUCGCGUACUGUGAUAACCAGAGGAAUUCAAAUUAUCUCAACGUCACGCAAUAGAACUGUUCAAGUGCGAGUAAUCUUGCAUAAUUGUGCUUUCUUCUCGGCUCUGAGGAGAAUGGUUGACUCGACGGUUAUUCCAGACAUGAACGGUCGAAGGUAAACGAAGCUCAAUGCCGUCAACGCGGAUUGCACUAAUGUGUGGAAAUCAGUCCCAUAUUCACCAACAUAUUAACAACCUAUUCUUUACCCUUCGGAAUGCUAGAUCAUAGCAACCACAAAAGUUUCCCUUUCACACUCUGAAAGUAAAAUGUCUCGUGCCACCACCAUCAAGGAAGCUCUCCAUCGGUGGUCCGAGCAGAACGAAGGGGCAGACCCGACCCAAGCCAAAGACAUCCAGCUGCAGUUUCAGUGGCCCCCAAUAGAGAAAAUGGACGGGACACUUUCCUCACUUGUAGCCUGCGAAAAGCUGAGUUUGUCAACCAAUAUGAUCGACAAAAUCGUUGGGGUGAGCGGAAUGAAGAACCUUCGGAUCCUCUCGCUGGCACGAAACUACAUCAAAUCACUGAACGGAAUCGAAUCGUUGGGUGAAACACUGGAAGAGCUUUGGAUCAGUUACAACCAGAUCGAUAAACUUAAAGGCGUCGAGAGCCUGAAGCGUCUGAAGGUUCUAUACAUCGGAAACAAUUCCAUCCGUGAGUGGGGCGAAUUCAAUAGGCUGCAGUCUGUGGCGACCCUCGAGGAUUUGCUAUUUCUGGGGAACCCACUGGUGGAGAACAUCGACGAGACGGCAUACGUGAGGGAGAUCCAGAAAAGGCUUCCUGCGCUGAAGAAGUUGGAUGGGGAGAAUCUGCUAACGGAGGAUGAUUGAGUGGGAUUUUGGGGUGAUUUCAUUCCGAUGACAUUCAGGCAAUCCAUCCAACCAAAUGGACGCCCACGUUCCCCAAAUAAAUGAUAAU